AUGAAUAGCUCCUCCGCACCCCCCUCUCGUGCUGCGGGAAUGGUUUAACCCGUUACCCACAGCGAGCGAGACAGCGAGCACAAAGGGAAGCGCAUACACCGCUCGUUUAGGAGGAGAGGGGGAUAUAAUAGGAAAAGCAUGAUGUAAAUACGGAAUUAAAAAAAAACCGCAAGGCAGCGUUUCCAUUUCCCAUCGCACCGGUCCAUUAUCGGCGUUCAAUAUUACAUGAGGUACCGGCUAACAACGGCGCUGGUGUCUGUCUGUGGACACCGAGAGGCAAAGCAGUGAGUGAGGAAUUGAAGCCAAAGGAGUUGAGCAUUGUUUCAUCUUCGCUUCGGGCUUUUCUGGAGUUGCUUUUUGUCUUCUUCUUCUUCUGUUUUUUUAUUGUUGGACAGAGCCCGCUUCACUGAGAUGGGUUUUUCAAGCUGAGACAAGUAGAGAGCAUCUUCUUCUUCUUCUUCUUCUUUAAAUCUGUUGUCUCUUCUGGACUCGGGGAUGACAAAAGAAACACACGCUAAUAUGUUGCAUUUUUGAGGUAGACACGUCCUAAUGGGUGACGCCCACUGAUCCAGUUUGCCCCUGCAUAUCCCCUCCACCCCUCACCCCUGCCCUCCUCUGUUCUCCUACACGCCACCUCCCUUCACUUCAGUCACCAUGACUUCCACCAGCCAACUGCUGGGUUUGGCUGAGGUGGGGCUGAAGUGCGACCAGGAGAUUGAGAGGAGAUAUGAGAUCGUUCCCUCAGUGGUCUGCUCCAUGUGCUGCCUCUUUGGAAUCAUCUACUGCUUCUUUGGCUAUCGAUGCUUCAAGGCCGUAUUGUUCCUCACAGGCCUAAUGUUUGGCUCCGUGGUCAUCUUCAUGCUGUGCUACAAGGAGAGGGUGAUGGACACUCAGCUGAGCGUAGAGGCGUCAGUGGGCAUCGGCCUGGGCAUCGGGACCCUGUGUGGCCUCGUGACCAUGUUGGUUCGCAGUGUGGGGCUGUUUAUGGUGGGCCUGCUGCUGGGCCUGCUGGUUGGAGUGGCUUCACUGGUGGUUAUGGAGGAAUUCUACCACCCCAGAACAGUCUGGGUUCCUCUGGGUAUUCUCCUGGGUUCUGGGACGCUAUUUGCUGUCCUCACUCUUCAAUGGCAGCGCUGCUUCGUCACCUUCUCCACCGCCACAUUCGGCUCUGCCAUUAUCACUGUGACCGUGGAUUACUUUAUAGAGCUGUUCGCCUUGGUACACUACGUCUACGAGAGACUGAGGGUGGCACCAAAGAGGCCAGUGUGCUGGUUUACUUGGGUCAUCUUGGGGGUGUGGCCUGUCCUGGCCCUCCUCGGCGUGCUGAUCCAAUGGAAAGUCACCGCAGAGGGAUUUUCUCACACAGAAGUGGUUUUAAGUCGACAGCAGCGAAGGGUCCAGCUUAUGCGGAUCCGACAGCGGGAAGAGAGGCUGAAAAAGGAGAAGGAGAACAAGAAGAAGAAAAAACGAGAGACCCACAAGCCCAGCCACAAGCAGAAAGGCCACACCCAUCACCACCACCACCAGCAGUACCAUCACCCAGCUGCAUCCCAUCCUCAUCACCAAGCCCAGAGCUCUCAGCCACCUAAAGUCCCUCCUCCUCAGACUGAACCUGGCUACCACCGCAAGGCCAACCCUAAAAGGCGCUUUGAUGGAGAUGUGCUGUCACCGAGCUACAUCAGGAGCUUCAGGGACAGACAGACGGACAGACGAGCAUACUCCCACAGUCGGAUGAGCCGCUCCCGGAUGGCCGAACUCGACUACGACUGCGGCUCUCGAGUGCCCCUCACGGCUCCCAGCGGACCUCCAGUUCGCAUCUGAGACAGAGAAAUACAUAAACAACUGACCACACACACAAUCACACAAGGCCACUUCAAACCUCUUUGUCACAGUUAGGGAUAGAAAGCCUAACCCUACUGUGCCAACCUAAUCAACUGCCUAUUAACCCAACAGGAACUCAAUAUGUCCCAGUAAAGUGGUGAGCCCCACACUGGUUCUCUCCUCUCAGACCUGUUAGAAGUUGUAUUUAUUUGGCCAGUUUGGUCCUGUUUUGUUCUUUAUGAAUGUCUAGACACAAGAGCGGAGCCUCUUCCUUUGGAUGGAGCAAGAACCGAUUGCUUGGUCAAAACAUGAGUCAUACUGUAUGUCAGACCUCUUAAGUUGCCAGUCUGGACAACACUGGAACUAAUGGACCACUCUGGUGGGGAGAUGAUUGAAAGAUCUCUGUUGAACAUUUGAGUUAAAGAAUCGUUUGGUUGCUGCAACUCAUAAGAAGUCAUUUCCAGUGGGACUGCAGUGGGGGAAAGAAUGAAACCCUUAAUUUCUCCACAGGAGGGCUAUACCAUUUCAGAUGAAAAUACAUCACAUGGCUCUCAUGGAGUCAAGGUAGCACAACCUUCAGUAAACCUUCAACAGCAUCUUUAGUUCGAGGGCAAUUAAGGAGUAAACAAUUUGCUUCAAGGAUUUUAUCACGAGGAAAAUGACAGAAAAACAACACCAACAAAAAAACACAGCUAUAACUGAAACAGAAAGGCAGCUCUUCUUCAUCAUAUUUUCCACUGAAAGGUCAAUGUGUGAAGUGAUGUGUACAUGAAGUUAGCCUGUUGUCUUCUCUGACAGUCUGUGAAUCCAGACAUGACAGCACAACUCUUCUGCUGCUUGAAAAUGCAGAACAGGGACUGCUUUGAGGUGUGCAUAGGGAUCCAAGAGUUCACACCGCAGACAAUUUUUAUGUCAUUUCACCCACGAACCCUCCAUGUGUCAUCGCUUACAUUGGUGCCAUUUUCCAAGGGGAAUAUGCUUGCAUGUCACAACUCUCCUUUUGCCCUCGAUCGCCAGCUGUUUUAACAAUGGACCCAAGCAGGAGACACGUCCGUAUCGCCCCUCCUCUUUCGUCUCUCCACUGAAUUUAAAACAUUUUCGUAAGCUACUGUAAUUAUCUUUGUUGACACGUUCUAAGUGCUCUCAUGUUCCUUUGUUGAAUCCAUCAGCCAUUUAAACAUGCUGUUAAGGCACAAAGACAAGAAACUGCAAUCUGAUACUGAUCAUCCAGGAAUUCAGAGUUCGGAGGGGACAAUACAUGGCAGUGAAAAUGUUAGUGUGUUUGUGUGUGUGAGUGGACACAGGAGCCCUGUGGCAAGUGAUGGAUUGCACCAAAUAUUGGCCAAGGAGAGGGGGAUUCAUUGUAAUGUAUGUGGAACAUGCUGUGUUGUUUUUCCUCUUUUUUGCCAAUAUACUGGUCCAGUUAAAGAUGUCAGUCUGAUGGUUUGGAUGAAUUGUUAAUGAUAAAAAAAAAAAGGAGGAAGAGGAAGAUAAUCUCUUGUAAAGGAUGAGACACAGUGAAAAGAUGAAAUCAUUUGCAAAUGGCGCCCUCUAAUGUUUACCACUGGACCUUUUUUUCUAGACUUAGUGUUAAUGUGUGCAUACGUUUGUGUGUUACAUGCAUUUGCGUGUGAGUUGCUUUUAAAUUCAGUUGUGCGCCGAACGCUGAUGUUGUUGUUCUGACCAUCCAGAAAGGUGAAGGAAGUUAGAUUUGUACAGGAGGUAUUUUUAGUACAAUGAAACUACUUUUGUUUUAUUUAAACCUCUUUGGAAUUGAGGCAGUGUAGUUCCAUGUAGUUUAUGAGGUUUAGAUAAAAAAAAAAGAUCCCACACUACUGUACUUAAAUACUGCAUACCUGCUGGGAUGUGACAGGCUUGACACUGGAGGACCAACCAUUCUCACCAUAACCCAUUACUGCAUGAGAAUCCUUGUGUAACUGUUUACAAUGUGUCAGUGUUUCGAUGUGUCACUGUUGUCAUGUGAAAACAUCAGAUUUCCAUUGAUGGUUUGUUGGUCCCAGGCUGCACAAAUCCACAGUGAAGUUAAACUUGUGGAAGGAUGUUUCAGUAUCAGCAGUAUACAGGAAAGAAACAUCACCUCAGUGCAGUUUUUUAAAAUGAUUAUAGUACAUUAGUGAAUCUCAAAAGGACCAACCGUAACCUUUUCUGCCAGAGAGAAUAGGUCCAACUUAACACACCUCUUCUCUUCUCUUCUCUUCUCUUCUCUUCUCUUCUCUUCUCUUCUCUUCUCUUCUCUUCUCCUCCGUCUCUGUUUACGCUGUCCAGGUAAAGGGCUUUGAAAGGCAUUUGAAUAUUUUCCCUCCUCUUGACACGCAUUAUGCUAACUCACCUCCUAUUCUGCUGUAUCAUUGUUUACCCCAAUAAUGUUUUGCAGUAGUGGCUGUUCGGGUCUUAUUUGGGGUUUCGCUUACACUUCAGUCUUGUUUGGGUCUUCUCUUGGGGUUUUACUGUAGUGUGCUUGAGGUUACAAUAUUCUAUUAGCUCAUGCAGAGCCCUAUAUUGGAAUCUGUGGGUAAUAUUCUCCUCCAAACAUGAGCAACCAUUCGGCCACUGUAAUUUGCGUACAUAGCCAGCCAGUCAAAAAAUGCCGACCUGAAUAUGUAGCCCACAGUAGACAAGGAAGUAUUAUGAAGUCAUUAGUCAUCCUACACCUUCUUCGCCAAGUGGUAUAGGAGCAAUGGAGCCACUAGGUAGAGGGCUCUGCCUAUGCUAAUAGAACUGGGGUUACAAUAUUAUAACCUUUGUUCUAUCUCACACAGGCUCCACCCUCUAGUGGACACAAUGGGUACAGUGGGUGGAGCUCAAUGAAUAAAUGCUCAACAUAAUUUUGACCCAGCCACACUGACCCCGCUCCACAGAUAUUUGAGUAAGCAUGUCCUGAUUGGCCGGCUACAUUUAUGCAAACUUCAGCGGCCCAAUGCAUGCUCCUGAUUGGAGGAGAAUAUUACCCAUAGUCUCAAGUAGAGGGCAUGGCCUACAUGAUAUAGAACGUCAUGACUGUCUUUACAUUUUUGAAAGACAAAAAUUUACAAAAAGAUCAUUAUGAAACAUUAGCCUUGCUCUUGUUUGUAAUUUGGGGACAAAAUGAAUUAUUAUUAGAUUAUCAGUUCUUUUUAUUAUUAUUUUUUUGUGAUUGCCUGUCACUGCUGAAUAUACAUUGAGGGAAACACUUACUGUAGAUACUGACCUGUAAAUAAUUUUUAAAUGUACAAAAUGUUUUCUUUUACUUUCACGUUUACACCGCUUCUGUCAUUCAUCCAGCUGAUUGGAUUAGAGCUCUUUUAUAUUGUGUUGCUACUGUAUGUCCAAUUAUUUUGAUUUGGCUGGGUGGUGGAUGCACUUUCUCAUCCUGCUGUUUCAACGUGUGAUGUUGAAAAUCAGCAAACAAACUGAGCCUCGACUCUGAUUAUCAGCAACCAUCGGUUACUCAGUAAUUGCUCUGCAAUUUUAGAAGAGACGGCAAUUAAUUUUCCUACCAAUCUGUUUAAAUGUGUACAAAUCACCUGAUUAUUAUUAUCAUUAUUAUUAUUAUUAUUAUUACUAUUAUUAUUGAGCAUGAAUUUAUAUGGACCUAAAAUAUGAUAAACAUUGUGACUCUACAAUCUAAUGGUCUUGUUUGUCUCUGCUGUUCCUACAUAGUGAUUUAUGUAUACAGACUAUUCAUGAGUAAAGAUAUCAUACACUCAGAGGCACACACACACACACACACACACACACACACACACACACACACUUAGAUUUUACAUUCAUUCACAUUUCAGAGAACAAACUUCCUUUUGCUUGUUUGGCCAGUGAUACUAAAACCAGCUAUUAUAAUACAGUAAAACAGUGCUGCCAUUACAUAGUUUGUCUAACAGAGAGCACUGACAGGUUUAUUAUUAUUGUAAAAUGUCCAGCUCAGUAUGUAUGUUGGUCACCAUUCUUAAAAAAAUAAAUCUUAAGGGAUCUCUAUAC
Epinephelus lanceolatus (giant grouper) is the source of this 5796-nucleotide messenger RNA. RefSeq names its product transmembrane protein 198aa (gene tmem198aa). Gene Ontology annotation, cellular component: plasma membrane; cytoplasmic vesicle. The record is from RefSeq and is a predicted model, not a curated record. Lineage: Eukaryota; Metazoa; Chordata; Actinopteri; Perciformes; Serranidae. Gene Ontology annotation, biological process: positive regulation of canonical Wnt signaling pathway.